AUGAAACAAGUGCUGCCACCCUCACCCAUCGAUGGCAUCCAUAACAACAGCACCGUGACAUCUACAACAACAACUACUACGACCACCACCUCUUCGCAGCGACAUCAUCCACACUCUCAACCAAUUUACGUUACGGACGUGCAUGGCUCUGUUGAACCUCACAAUGACGAUUACGACGACGACGACGAUGCUUGCAGUGAUGAUGACAGUAUCAUUGUUCAUUUCACAAAACGAACAUCAUUGAAACCACUUCAACUCUCAACACUGCAACAACACGAACAAGAGAUGGACAGAAGAAGUAAAUCUUUAAAGAGUACUACUAGUGCUGCCAUGACCAUUCCUGUUGUUUCGAAUACGACCCAACGCCACUUGGCUCCAACCACAACCAUCUUUACCAAAACCACUUCAAAAACCUCGACUCGUUCCACUCAUUCCUCAACAACGUUUAGAAUUCCAACCUGUUGUGGAGUGAUUGAAUUGAAUCUUGUUAGAUUCUUGUCACUGUUUGGUAUGAUUGUGAAUAUUUGCUGUUUUCUAGCAGUUGCAGUUGUGGUUGGAAAUUCAUUCAAACUCGAAGCGAAAAAGGAAAUUUCUCUCCUUCUACAGAGAGCAAGUUUUUUACAACUCUAUGAUCAGAUGAAUUGUAUGGUACGACUGGCAGUCACAACAGGAUCACUCUCCUACAUACCCUUGUAUGAGGAAAAACAAGCAAAUUCCUCUCGUGUUCUAUUGGAAAUGUCUAAAAAUUUACCCGCGGAUGUAUUGUCAAAAACCAAAUUCGAUCCCAAAAGCCCAGGAUAUAUCAAGUACAAUCAACAAGCGAUGGAAUCAGUUCGACAGGGUGAUUUACUCGCUGCAAAUAAGAUUUUGAAAUCAUUCAAUUACCAAGUAUGGGAUGGAUAUACCACAUACUUUAUCGUCUUGGUGGAUAACGAGAUCAAGAAACUCAGUGAACAAAAACAAGAAUAUUUGAGAUAUGCCAGUACUGUCAAUAUGGUACUGGUAUUAGCUGGAGUUGCUCUUUCUAUUCCUAUUGUCAUUACCAUCUUUGUAUUGGCACUUACAAGCGAGCAGGCAUCUUCUCGCAAGCUCAAGAAAGCAACUUCCAUCAUGAUUCUGGAAACUUUAAGUAAUGAAAAGACUAGUCGAUUAUUUAAGGAAUUUUGUGAAAAGGAAAACAAGUUAGACAAGUAUACCUUCUUGGAGAAUUGUCACACUUAUCGUGAAAUGUGUGACAAGUCUGUCGAGUUGAGACGUACAAAAUUAAAUAUUGGUGAUGAAGAAUCGAAUAGAGAUCAAAUUAAGGAUAUUGAAAAGAAUAAGUAUGAAAUGGCAUUUAAGAUUUUCACAGAGUUUAUUGACAUUAAUGGAGAAAAUCCAUUUCCAAGCUCUGUGAAAUUCCAAGACAAUAUCAAGAAUAAGCUUGAUGAAUUCUCUACAGACAGUCCAACAUUGGAUGAACAUUUAUUCGAUGAAUUGGAGAAGGACAUUUGUGAUUCCUUAACUGAUUCUUUCAUGAAAUUCAAGAAAGAAUUGAGAAAGAAGCAAAAGAAUAAACAGUAA
This is a messenger RNA of Naegleria lovaniensis, 1563 nucleotides long. RefSeq lists its product as uncharacterized. Bases 1 to 1563 code for a protein of 520 amino acids. The record is from RefSeq and is a predicted model, not a curated record. Lineage: Eukaryota; Heterolobosea; Eutetramitea; Acrasida; Naegleriidae. The transcript has a single exon.